Messenger RNA from Oncorhynchus mykiss (rainbow trout), 1055 nucleotides. RefSeq names its product LysM, putative peptidoglycan-binding, domain containing 1 (gene lysmd1). Lineage: Eukaryota; Metazoa; Chordata; Actinopteri; Salmoniformes; Salmonidae. The record is from RefSeq and is a predicted model, not a curated record.
GCUAGUUAGCUUACCAGUUACAAGCUCCACCAUGUUCCACGGGGAACGGGCUCCUCUUUCAACCAGUGGAGACGGUCUAGUCCCCGUUAACCGCACGAGGUCAUACGGCAGUCUUGUACAAUCCAACCUUUCUCCGGUACGACAAAGACGAAUUGAACACCUAGUUCAACCAGGAGAGACGCUGCAAGGACUCGCGUUGAAAUAUGGAGUAUCUAUGGAACAAAUCAAAAGAGCAAAUAGACUGUACACGAAUGACUCGAUAUUCUUAAAGAAGUCUCUUUCUAUCCCUGUGCUGUCAGACUACAACAGUGAUGCUAAUAGUGGGGUUGAUGUGACUGAGGAGGACUCAGGCCAGGUACAGGACAGUGCAAGUAAAGAAGGCUCUACUCAAAAUGGGAAGCCAGUGAACAACUCUGAAAAGACACAAGAAGGCAUAUCAGAACUUUCUCCAAUGAAUUUCUUAAAAAGGAUGGAUCGUAUGAUCAGCCAGUCCAAGCAAGCUGUGAAAAGAUGCCAAGAGGGAGAAAAACGAUUGACAUCUUUGGAAGCUUGUGCCACCAGCAAGACAACAGACCGUCGAUUUACAAGGUCAAACAGUGCCACGGUUGUCACCUCUCCCAGAAUGCAUCAGCAAGCCAUACUUGGUGCAUUGCCCCUCACCAUCACCAAAUGCACCAAGAAACUGAGAGAAAGAGAGGAUGAGAUCUUUGAGUUGUGAUUUCAUUGCCUCUGUCAGGCAGAUCAUGGGACACAUGUACUAAUGCAUAAAUCAAAGGGAUUGGCUGCCAAGCUAAUCUGGCAAACAGAUUUAGGAGGGUUCUUAUUUUCACUAACGAGUAACCUGCUGCUCUAUGGACUUGGUACUUGAAAGUUGGUCGUUAGCACUGUUGAUAUAAUUAUUUUGCUGGGAGGAUGAGUUUCAUUUUGACAAUACACUACUGGUCAAAAGUUUUAGAACACCUACUCAUUCAAUGGUUUUCUUUAUUUUUACUAUUUUCUCCAUUUGUAGUGAAGACAUCAAAAUUAUGAAAUAAAACGGAAUCAUGUAGUAAAUA